Messenger RNA from Linum trigynum, 6878 nucleotides. The record is from the annotation of a GenBank genome assembly. NCBI's taxonomy places the organism in Eukaryota, Viridiplantae, Streptophyta, Magnoliopsida, Malpighiales, Linaceae.
UACUAUACCCCACCCUCUUCUCUAAUUUUACUUGUAGACCCUACUUCUCUCUCCGUCUCCUCUCCAAUAUGAAGUCGUAUGUCGUUUUCUACAUAGUCUUUAAGAUACUGGACGGAUUCAAAUUGCCAUCAUUAUACUACGCUACACCCCACCCUCUUCUCUCCUUUUUAUCCAUCGACUGACCAAGUCCAAGUCUGUUAGAGUGAGAAAGGAGCACUGGCCGGCCCUCCCAGCUGCUGAGGCUUUUUUUUCCCCCCUCCUCUUCCUUUUUCUCCCCUCCAACCCUACUUCUGUUACGUUGCUGAACCGAACCACGUAAAAGAGCCCUACACAUAACGAUGAAUAAUGUGUUAAUUAUGUGCAUGGAGACAAAGGAAGGAAGUCGCCAAAAAUGGGGCGUUUCAUGAUAAAUGAGUGACGUUCAUGAGGAAGAAAUGAGAACCAAUUAUAACAGUGCCUAUAUCUUCUUCACACAACAAUUUCGUUAUCUGCAACUGGCUUGCUAUAGUGCUGCUGCCCUAUCCAUCUCUUCACUGCGUCACGUUACAAGACUCCAAUUUCCUUCUGUUUCUGUGGCUAUAUGCGCUAGCUCUUUGAUUUGAUUCCCACCCAUUUCUCGUCUCUACCUGUGCUUUCUUUCAACACAAUGACGUUUGCAUGUUUUGAAGUAGUAUUUCAACCUAGCCAUUGAGAGACCCACCCACCCACCCACUACCUUUCAAGCUAGCUGCACAUUUUGUUCCAUGCAAGAAAGGAUCUUGAUAUCGUUCUGAUCUUACACAUCCAUCGAUCCUCAUCAUACAAUGUGAUACUGUUGAUACUGUGGUUCGUAUUAGGAUUCGAACACGUGAAAUCUCUCGGUCGGAUGCUAUGAUGAUGAUACGUAAAAAAACCCAAUUACUUUCAAUAACUCGAGUUAUUGGAAUAAAUUGAAGAAUACAUAUUGUGUACCUCACACCACCAGGUGCUAAUGCUAUGUAUACCAACCAAGGUUCCAAUAUGGUGAUAAGCGUAAGGCGGGCGUUGUUGGUUUACCUAUAGGCCUCUAUAGCCUAACUCGCCCAGAUGGUGAAAGUAAAAAAAUAGCCGUUUGUACUAAAUGAUGGAUGAACUAACAUUUUGCAACACUUUCGCACUUAAUUUCAAAAGAUGAAUGACUUACGUACCUACCACUCAACAAUAAGAAAAUUAUAUAGUUCACUAGUUCAUAGAAUCAUGGCUCAAUAUCUCACAAAGUUAUUGAACUACUCAAAAGAUUGAGAGAGAAUAUUAAGUUUGUAGAUGAUGUUCAAUUCCCUUAGACGAGUUAUUUUAGUAUUAUCUAACAUGCACCUAGACGUGCCUAACUAUGCAUAAACUUAAACUCGUGAUUUGAUCCUUAUUAUUACCCAACACACCGAUGAGCCAUUGAACCUCACAUACAUGAUUGUUGUAGAGGAAACCCGAAUUAGACAUAGCAAUGGGUAGAUCCCAUUGGGUAAUUUGAACCAUAUGGGUAUUGGGUCAGACCCAAAUGGACUUAUAUGCAAUUUUAAUGAUUUUGGGUAUGUGUUGGGUUUGAAUUGAGUCCUAUUUGGAUUAUACCCAAAUGGGUCUAAUUGAGUCUGGAUGAUUAUCUACACGGGAAAAAAUCAACCAUUCAUUAGCUACUUUCAACUCAAUUGUACACAUUUAAUGUAAGUAUUUCUAUUUUUCAAUUAUUUUCAUAACAUAAAAUAAGUCAGAUAUUUGCAUUAUAAUUGGGAACCAUCUUGUUUUGGACUUCCAAUAUUAUUGGUCCAAUUCAGACUCAAACUAAAAAAAUGUGAAGGAUAUGCCCCAAAAGCAAAAUUAUCUAAACUUGAUUGGACUCGUAAUAAAUUGAAUUUGGGUAAUACCAAACUUUGAGACCCAGUUCACGUCCCUAACCCAAAUAAUUUACCUCAUGCAUCCAAAACAAAAAUCUAACUAUUAGAGAUAUUUUUGGACAGUGAUCCCCAACUUGAAACUGAAGUCAUCAAUUCGUUUGAUCAGAAAUCCAUCUCAUCAACAAAUAUUAUGCUUCUCAUGUCAAAAAAAAAAAAAAACAAAUAUUAUGCUUUCAAUCAAAAUCAAGUGAAUGCAAGUGGGUAGCUUGAUCUGAAAUCUAUCUACACAAUCCACUUUUUAUACUUUCGGUCAUGCUCUCUCCACUCUUAAGUGUUCCAUCAUCACAUGUAAACCUUGAUUAUUUUCAAAGAUGAACUUAUUACAUGCAAUUAUUAGAAGUAACUACCUUUGUCCAAACCCAUCAUGUGUGUAUAAGGCCCAUACCCAAAAGAAAGAGUUGACUACAUUUAUUUCAUGUUGGUCUUUUCCACCUUAAAGCACAUAAUUGACCAAAAUUUUCGAAUUCGAUACUAAAAAAAAAAAAAAUUGUAAAACAAAUACCUACAUUACAUGACAGAAGAGUUACCUGUUUCGAAAAACUUGCAUAUGUCCAUAAACAAAAAUGGCCACAAUGAUCCAUAAAAAAAAAUGGCCACAAUGACAACCAACUACAGCAGAAGUACAUGUUUUUUUUAUGAACAAAAUACGCAAAGGAUCAAAUAAAUUGAAAUGGGAAGAGGAAGAAGAAGAUGAUGAUGAUAAUCAAAACUGGAGUACAGGGACACGUGGCGACACCCCAGAUGGGUAUCAAACUUGAGAAAGCAUGCUAGACAUUUUUUUUUCCUCCACGAUGUUCUUUCUUUUUGUUUUGUCAAAAAGGUUUUUCAUCUUCAUCUCCCUCUAAGGAGCAAAAAGGCAUAUGACUACCAAACUAACUAGCUAGCUGGAUUUGAAUUAUUAUAAUCAUUAUUAUUUUUAAAAAAAUAUUUUUGCAAUGAAUUAGAUGACUCCCCUAGAAAUUCCAGCUAUUUUUAGAUGAUUUUCUUGCUCAACAUUUGAAAUUAGAAUGUCUUAGGGUUUUGUUCUUCUAUUUUAUAGGUGAACACCCCAUUUUGUCUUUUUUUUUCUUUGUUUAGGGUUAGGAGAAGGGCUCUUUCAAUACCAUAUGUGUAACACCUUAAAUUUUUAGUCAGCAUACGAAAUAUCUUAUCAUACAUACAUGAACACAACAUGCUCAGAAUAUGUAUCAUUGAACCGCAUACUACUUCUCCUAAAUUCUAUUCUUUGUCGAUUUAUCGUCUAUAACAACAUCCACAUUAUUAUCGCUAGGCAAAUCCCUUAAUAGUCCUACAAUAAAUUACAUACUAUCAUAUUAUAGAUUCUAUUCAAACCCAGUGUUAAUAUCGACAGUAGUACUGUUGCAGUUUAAUUAAGAAACUGUUAUGGGGACAAUCCAAGUACCAUAUCGGUAAUACAAGGGAAAAGACCCUUGUAUAUAACCAAACUCAUUAGUACGAGAUCUUUUGGGGAGAAAAUCCAAGAGUAAAACCGUGUGGGCUUGACCCAAAACGGAUAAUAUCGUACUAAUUGAGCACCUCUAUGUUACUUUCUUUCUAGGAUCCAAGUAGAGGCCCGUAAGCAAGCUAGUUGAUGCAUGUAGUACACGUCAAAAGGGAAAGACAGGCUGAUCAACACCAAUGGACAGUUCAUACUGAUCAAUCUGAAUCUAGGGCAAUACAAAUUUGGUGGAGGAGUUAAUUAAUUAGUUUAUUCUUGUGAAAAAAAGGUGAAAGGCAGUCUCAUGCAUGUUUUCGAGGGGAUGGAAUCUUUUCCAAAUUUGGAAAAGAACAUAUGCCAAUAGGAAAGAAUAUUACAAAAAAAUAUACGGAAUCGUGCAGACAAUUCACCCCAAAAAGAUUUGAUCGUAGAAGCAAGCAACAUAAUCAUUUAUGUCACGUGGAGAAUAUUAUAAUUAGAAAUGUACUGAGAAAGGGAAAGAGUGUUCUAGUGGAGCUUUGUUAACUCAUCAAUGGCAAAGUCCAGCUAAUACAAAUCUCUCCUACCCAGCUAGCAAGCAAGCUCCCAUCUCAUGAACACGUUAUGCUCUUUUGUUUUGCUUUUCCUUCCUUUUAUGAAUCUGUGGGUUCUUUGUGGGCAAGAAUUUUACGAUAUUCGUAAGUAGCGGUGUGCUUCUAUGUACAAGCUGAAUUUGUAUCAGUAUUGAAAGUACAAGUUCAAUUUGUAGUACAAAGGAAUUUGAAAGAAAAUGUAUAGUAUAUAAUUGAAUGUAUACCGUUAUGUUAAGGUACGUAGAUAUGAAAGUAUUGCUAGCGAAGCUCUCUUGUGAGUAUGUAGAUACCAUACAAUUAGCAGUGGGAAAGCCAUGAUUUGAAACUACAUGUGUCAUUUUUUGUUGUUGUUGUAAUCUUGAAUACCAAAUAACACUCAGAAAAAUGGAUCUCAAUUUUAAUUCUGGAAAAUAAAUCAACAUUAGUAAUAUCAAACAGUGAUAAAUUCGGUACGGUAUUCGACAUAUUCCAAACAGUACCGAUACCAAACUCCCAGCCCUAUAAAACCACGAUGAAUUUAAUCUCUACAUGAGUCACACAUCUUAAUUGAUCGUGAUGCCUCGUAAAACGUAGUAUAUUCUACACUAACAAUGCACGUGAAAUUCCAACCAAGAAUGUCACUAUCUUAGACUAAUAGUUUUCUAUCAUUGGCCACACACCCAAGAGCAUAGGAACUUAGAUUGUGAAAAUAACAUGUUUGGUAUUAGGAGAUCUCGCAAAUUAUUCCAUUAAUUAAUUAACCUAUAUUAUGUCAGAGUAUAAUACCUAAUUUCCCUUAUUAUGAAUAAAAAUCCCUAGUGUCAUAUUGAUUCCGACCGUCUAGAAUAUUAAAGACUGAUGGAAUAUUAAUUAAGACUUUUAAUAAUUAUAUAUUGAGAUGGGCGGUGGUGCGAUUUGGUUCCAAAAAUGGGUGAUUGGAAAAGAAGCCCUAAAAAAGGAAUUUGAGAAGAGAGAUCGAAAGCCAAGUUGGGAGGGAGGAGACCCACGCGCAUGCCAUCUCCCACGUGGGACGCAUUGCUUUGCUGCACAUCACAUGGUCUUUGUGAGAGUGGGAAGACAUUAUUCAUCAUGCUUCUAUGUCCAUUCUUCCAAAUUCCAAUUCGACUAGGAUGCUCACAACCCAUAUAUGAUAAUACGAAUUCGUACAUUUGAAUAUCGUGAGAUCAAGUGUUUGGAAGAUGACUUUUUAUUACGAAAUUGUCAUUGCAUCCAUCAAAUAAUAUCAAAUAAUCAUGAAGAGUCUCGCGCGCUCGAUCUAACAACAAGGAGCAACACCUAUAAACACGUACACAUUUUUGGAAUGUGUUGUGGAUAACAGAAGUGUCAUUCUCCUAAUCUAUAGCUAGCAAUAACUCACAAACAUAUAUAUGCCUUGCCUAGCUAGCUGCCCCGUCAGGUUGAGGGGCAGUUACGGAGCGAGUAAAUUUGAACGAUGAGAUGAUUAGAAUCGUGAUAAUUGAGAGAGAGAGGUUAACGUCUUACCGACUUCUCUCUAUUUUCUAAAUUUAUUACAAAAUAUAAUUUGAGAGAGUUACGUUGUAGUUCUUCCUGACUUCAACCUAACUACUCGGGAGGCUCUUCCCAUUUCCCUGGCCCUAACUUUCUUAUUGCGAUAACGAAGUUGCCUAGCCUAACUUCCUGACUUUCUCUCGUAGUUGUUAAAGUACUCUUUAACUAGGAACCCUAAUAUCAUAUCCAUGCUAGCUAGGUAUAUCGAUUUAGCGUUCGGUGAUAAGGACCUAUCUACUCCGGUCUGGUCCAGUUAACCAAACCAAAAUCCAUUUAAACCAAAAACCAACUACAUUAUCUCCCAAAAAAACAGAACCCGAAACCGAUAAGAAGAGUUUCGAUUUCGGUCAAGGAUAUUAGGGUAUACAGUGAGAUUAACUCUUUGUCGAUGCACGAUAUAGUGGAUCAGAAAAUGUCGUAUAGUAUUCAUUUUUGGACCUGUCUGGAGCUUAAGGUAUAUGAUGAGAUUAACCGACUUUUUGAUGUGGCAGUAGAUCCUUUGUUGAUAAAAUACUAUUUUAUUUGAAGUAUUUCUUAACUUCGGUUUCGGAUCACGUCAGUAACCUUAGGGUCAGUAACUAUGAGUAAGGUGUCCACAUUAGCGUGACAUCAACAUCCUCAAUCUUAUGGAAAGUCUUUGAUCUUUUCUCCUUUAAUCUUUAACGGACAAUUUCUCUCGUUUUAAGUCGGAAUUUAAUUUUUUUUUGCACAGAUAAAUCAGAUUAAUUGUGUUCUUCAAAAUGAAAUUCACUUUGAUAUAUUUUUGGAACAAAAAAAAUGAAGAUGUUUUUUACGAUUCUAUACCAUAUAUGGUAUUAAAUGGUAUUAAAUAAAAGCAUACCAUACGGUAUGAAAGCGUACCAUGGUGGUAUGAACAUACCAAGACUGUAGGAUGGUUGAAUACAUGAUAGUAAGAGUAUACUAACUGUCAUUUACGACUUUCAUCAUUGUGUACUACAAGUUACCACCCCCAUGCCAGGAUGGUUGAAUACAUGAUAGUAGAAGUAUACUAACUGUCAUUUACUACUUGGAAAAAAAAUCCAAACAAUAUAUUUAAAGUUCUAAGUAUUUAAAAUCAUGUAUUUAGAAAUACACACUUAUCCGAGCAACAACUUCUAAAUCCUUUGCAUUUCAAAUACAUACAUUGUCUUCCAUCCAAUUACACUGUAAGAUAACCAUCAUUAAGUUCAUAACCCGAAGCUAGCAGAGCAGCGCAAACUAAUUACAAUUUUUUGUUGCAAGAUACUAAAAAAAAAUCACUAGCAAGCCAAUUACCUAGUAAUAAUACUAAAACACGACAGAUGUUUCUUCAGCUUCAAUUAACUUAAACCAUCUUAAAUAGUUAAGCUCCUUCUUUUCAAUUCCCCAAAGACAUACAGUGGGAUGGGAUUAGAUGCUAACCCUUAUAGGGGUUAGAACCGUGAUAACUAGCAAAAAACGCUACUAAAAAUA